Molecule: messenger RNA, 5045 nt
Organism: Cygnus olor (mute swan)
Lineage: Eukaryota; Metazoa; Chordata; Aves; Anseriformes; Anatidae
Gene: SYNGR3
Product: synaptogyrin 3
Exons: 4
Coding region: 76-768 (230 amino acids)
Cellular component (GO): synaptic vesicle membrane; neuromuscular junction
Source: RefSeq, a predicted model, not a curated record
GGCCGGCGCGGGGCGCGCGCGGCUCGGCUCGGCUCGGCUCGGAGCGGCUCGGAGCGGAGCGGGCGGCGGGGGAAGAUGGAGGGAGCCUCCUUCGGAGCCGGCCGGGCGGGGGGCGCCAUCGACCCCCUGGAUUUCCUCAAGCAGCCGCAGACCAUCCUCCGCGUGACGGCCUGGAUCUUCUCCAUCGUGGUGUUUGGCUCCAUUGUGAACGAGUGCUAUGUGAACAAGGACAGCCAGUCCCCCGAGCUGCUCUGCAUCUUCAAUGAGAACGAGAGUGCCUGCAGUUACGGCAUCGCCAUUGGCAUCAUUUCCUUCUUUGGCUGCAUCUUCUUCUUUGUUGUGGACCUCCAGUUCCAGCAGAUCAGCAGCGUGAAGGACCGCAAGCGGGCCGUCCUGCUGGACCUCGGCUUUUCAGGUUUCUUGUCCUUCCUGUGGUUUGUAGCCUUCUGCUUCCUGGCAAACCAGUGGCAACGGACGAAAAUGAGCAAAGGGGCUUUGCAAGGAGCAGAUGCUGCCCGGGCAGCAAUCGCCUUUUCCUUUUUCUCCAUCGUUGUCUGGGUCGCGCUGGCGGUGAAGGCGCUGCAGAGAUACCGCCUGGGGACUGACAUGUCGCUCUUUGCCACCGACCAGUUCACGGCUGACCCCAACGCCUCGUACCCUGGGUACCCCACCGGCAGCGGCAUCGAGAGCACAGAGACCUACCAGAGCCCCCCGUUCACCGAGACCUCAGACGCCAACCCGAAAGGUUACCAAGUGCCAGCAUACUGAGGGACGAGGGUGCCACGCGGCCGUGUACAAAUAGAGCACGUCCUAUGGUGCAGUACAGUUAACCGGUUGAUUGCAAAUGUAUUCAGUACCAUUUCCUUAAUGUGGCAAGUCAGUGCUGGGUUCCUUACUAUUAGCUAGUUGUGCAGUGAAUUCUGUACAGUGGUAUUGGUUCUUGUCUUACCUGUCCAAGGGUUUUAUAAAAGCAGUGUUCCCUCUAAGUCAGAAGGCAGGAAGGUCGCUACCACAGGUGGCAAAAGACAAAUAAGUACCUUCUCUGAGGCUUGUUUUAACAGCAGGCUAUGGGCGCCGGGUUCCAGUGAGUGCCUAGGAACGCCAACAAUACCUUCUCCUGUUAGAAAACACAGUAGCUGAUGAGUUGAUAUUUAUCUCGUUCUUCCAGAGCUAACACAGAACUGGUCUCGUUGCAGCGAGCGCUGGGGCGGCCGGCCCCAGGCUGGUCCCGCUGCUGGGAGCUGCUGCAGAGUUUUUGUGUACAGCGUAAAAGCAGAGUCCAAGGAAAGUGCCAAAUUUACAAAGACAUAAGCAGUGUCUGUGUUAACUUUUCUUUGUAUAUAUUUACUGUACAAAAACCAACCACGACAACCAAACAGGUGUUUCAAACAUAGUUUAGGAUGCAAGCAGCAUGGGGGGUGGAGGCACAGAGGUUUGGGGUUUAUGUUGGUUAUCCAAACGGCUUCUGUGCUUCAGCACGGGUCUGGUUGAGGGCACGAAAAGUUGCUGUUUGAAACUUGCUUUGGAAAACAGUUCAGCAAUAGUUGUCUGCUAAUUAGAAAUAGGCUUUUACCAGUGGAAAAUAUGGUGUGUUACAGUUCCACUUCUUCAUUGGGGGUUGUUAAAGUUUGCAAAUUUACAAGUAGUUACUGAUUGGCAAUACUGAACACUUACUCACUCUCAAACUCAGAGUUGCCAUCACAAAAGGUGUGGGUGUCUCAGUGACUCAAAGUCUAAGUCAAUUAGGAAGCAGCAUAUAACGUGUAUUUUUAUACAGGGAGCAACCACCAUCUGUCGUAAUCUGCAGCAAGAACCUCAGGUGCGAAUGUGUGUUUGGCACUGCGGGCUCCAGCAAUGCGGAAUUCAAAGGGAGCACUGAAAAGCCCCCGUAGGCUCUGAAGUCCAUCCCGGGGGCGCACGCAGCCCAUGUUUGCACAUAGCGGCAGGAUGCAGCUCAUGAAAAAAUGCCCAGGACAGAGGCUGAGUUUUGGUUUCCAGCUGCAGAAUUACAGCCUUGGCUAAACCAAGGAAAUACGAAAAAUCCAGUAGAUCCUCGUCAGCAACCUGAUGGCUUUCAGGCAUCUGGGUGCAGGGGGCAGUGAGCUGAGCUGUUUGCUGCUAAGAUUGAAGCGGCGUUGCGGAGGGGCGAAUUCCCGACCGCCUCGGUGGAGGCUCUGUCCUCGGCAGCCCCGGCUCCCCUGGCUCGCAGUGCCUGGCUGCUGGGAAGGGAGGUUUUGCCUUGCUGGUUUAUGCUGGCAGAAGUCGUGUGUUGCCUUCUGACCGCCUGACAAGCAAUAGUUAAGGGACUGCCACAGCUGUUCUUGUAGCAAAAAAAAAAUAAAUAAAAUCCAGCAGUUUUUUGUCAUCAUCAUUAACACAGCUCAUUUCUGCUGCAAAAUUGCAAAUAAAUGCUUUAAUUAAUAAGCAGCAAACCUCAUCACAGGCAGUCAUUAUCAGUGACAAAACGCGUAACUCGAAUCCCCUGCUAGUUAGGUCAGAUUAACGUGCAUUUGAAGUGAAUGCUGGCAUUACUGGACCCGGACCUUCACGCUCGCCGGGCAGCACCCAGCGCUGCGCAGCCGUGCGGGCUGUUCUCACCCAGCACCUCCCAGCUCAGACACUUCUCCCGCAGAGCCACCCCCUGUGCGUGGUGACACGGGGACCUGGCAGCCCACAGCGGUUUCCACCGUGGCUUUUCUCUACGAUGACAGCACCAGAGGCUGCGCAUCUCCCUGCCCGCACCUUUGCACCCACUUUUUAACUCUAAGGUGUUGUAAAGAGCUUCGCCUGCUGCCUGCAGAGCUGCCCUCAGCAGCGAGGGAGCCAGGGCAGAGAGCAGGAGGAUGGCACACUGCCUGACGUGAGUGGCUCCUGCCCAGCUGAUGCAAGAAGGGUGACCUAGGGGCAUCUGCACUUGGCCUGUGCCAGUCAGGCAGGGAGAAAGCCGUGCAUUAAGUAGACCAGGGACAUCCAAACACCAGUACAGUAUAAGCCUAAAUUCAUUAUACGACCCCUGCGAUUUUUCUAGAGCCGGUCUUGCUGAAAAAAAAAAGGCAAAAGAUUUUAAUACAGGGUACAGUAGAACUGUAGCAAUAUUUUCCUUAGAGGGAACACUGAAAUUUUAGCAGCACAAACAGUACUUGUGUUAAUAUUUUAGCAAAAUUAUAAUCAAUUUAAAUGUUUAAAUUGAUUGUAUGUGAGAUAAUGUUUGUUCGGUACAUUGUAUUUUUUCUAUUUAACUGUUCCAGAGUUUCCUUGUAACCGUAAAGAACUAAAGUUCUGUCUGACUGCGAGAAGUGUCCUGAUCAGUGGUGUAAACGUGCUGAAUAUUACAACAUCUGAAUGUAUGCACCCCAGGCCUACAUUGCAUUUCUUUCCUUUCCACCCCCCCACCCCCCCUUCCACCCAGUGGCAGCGGGACACAGGAUGGCUGCGCACACCCACGCACACCCACGCCGCCACUGACCUAAGAGCAGCAGCUGUGCCAUGGGUACCACAACAGCACAACUGCGACUCCAUCCCUGGGCCAGGCACGGUUGUUCCUCUCAAGGUCAGCUUCUUUUUACAGUCAUUGCUCCCCGAAAUUCGUUAGUAAAUGGCACCUGGCGCUGUGAGUGUGCAAGGCCCUGGAUGUGCUUUGCUCGGAGGAGAGGAGGAAGAGGUUUGGGCACCUGGGAAGGUUCCUGGCAGGGAUGAGGCAGAGCAGAUUGCUCCUCGCUUGAACUGGAGCUGGGAAUUACAUCCGUGGUCCAGCUGCACCAACGCCACCUCGAGAAACCUUCACUUGCCUCCCGCGUGGUGCCGCUGGGAAGGAGCCAGCACCUCUGCUGCAGCCGCAGGGUGGGCGCUGCCCUGCUUCCAUGGCAGAAGGGCGGGCAGAAAGCCGGGCAGGCGUCCCACAAUUGAUGUAUUUUUUCCAGGCGACAGUGACGAGUUCACUCACGAACAGUCGCCCCUCAGGCUGCGUCAGCCAGACAGCAUGGGAAAAAAAUGUAAUUAACGUGGCACUGCGACACCUAAGACACACAUGCCUUGGAAACAGCAUUUACCCACCUUGAAAGAGAAACCAUUUUCUGCUUUGUUGGCAAGACUGUUGAUGAACUCUUGUGUAACUCCCUGCCCCCCAGUGACAGCAUGGUAGCCCACAGGGCCCUGCUGAAUUAAAGCAUGCUUAAUUAAAGGAAGCGUGAGGCACCGGCCCUUCCCUGGCCAGUGUUGACACAUGCCUACCAGUUGUACCAAAUCCUGUUUCCAAGCUCUUUGUGAGACCCCGCAGUGUUCCCGCUAGCCGUUCGCUGUGUUAGUGGUACCGUUAUUAACUGUCGUAGCACAUAGCGUGUCAGUGACUUGUCAGGCAGACCAGUGUGUGCAGGUACGGACUGUAACUAAAUAUAACCUUACGGGCUCAUGGUUAGAGAAUUACUAGAUCCCUCGGUGUAACGCCUGUAGUAUCUUCUUUGAGGUUUGAGUAUUCUUAACAUCAGUCUUCAUACUUCUUUCACCUGCUUUUUCUCCCUGUGGAUUCACUGUGGUAGACAGUAGCUGCUUUCCUUGUAUCUAUCCACACCAAGUCUUAAAAGCAUGCCUGAAUUUUGCUGUGAAUUCGUGCCAUGCCAGCUGCUACCCUCAUGCUGUUCCUGCAAGCUGUUUAAUAUAUUCUCUGUUCUAGAGAUCUCCAGAAGCCCAGCAGCUAACUCAAGCUUGCAGAGGGCAGGACUGUGCUGCUCUCAGGCUAGCGCGCCAAAAGCUUCUACGCAGUGUUAGCACUGAAUUUGGGUGUAAAGAAGAGAAUCUGAACAAUCCUGUACCUUUCCUGGAGAUUUACUCUACAAGGUCAUCUUACUCCAGGAGGUUCUGUUGUGACAACACAGAUAUUUCUCAUUGCUGAAGUUAAACACAUCAUGAGGUGUUUUUUUUUUGUUUUUAUGAACUUAUAAUUUAAGCACAUUAAAAGAGUAUUUGAAAGAAAGAUGUUAAUUGGAAAUUGUUUCCAACAUUUUAAGCUAUUCCUAGGAAGGUGGAAGCUUUGCUUAACUGAUACUUAG